AUGUCGUGUAGCGAAGUGUAUACCAAUAAUGAGACGGAGAGUAUACGGAGUGAAAGUCGCACGGAGGAAAGUCUCAAGGAUGUGCACAUAGAUGCUACAAUCCAGACUCUAGACACGUCCUAUACACCGUCUGUUUCUGUGGAAACACAACACACAGAGCCGAAGCGAAAGCGAAAGAAACCGUUGUCAUCCCCACGCAGUGACGACCCCAUAGAAAGAGCCAAACUGAGACGAAUCCGGUUGCGCCUGCGCGAUGCUACUCUAGGCACGGACAUUGAUGAAUUAGAUGAGGCGAUUUGGUUAUUUGAGACUUACGAGCUUGUGGAUAAUGGCGACUUGACGAAUGCUGUGGAUAGGCUGGACUUUUUGCAACUACGCCAAGAUCUGCGAGAGGCUCUGGUAAGGCGGAAUCUGGGCAUAUUGAGACGAGUGAUAGAGGAUAGCCGGGCCUCGAAGCACGAGCAGGAGCUAGGGAGCCUGCUGACAAGAGCCGAGGAGUUAAGAGACCAUCUGCAGGCCUUGGACAGCUAUAGUCACGACAUCUUGAGUAUGGACCAGAAACUUAUAUCGGAGAUCCGCAGUUACUGUAGCCCACCACCCUCCGUACAUGAGGUUAUGGCGGCAUGCUACAUGCUGCUCGGUGUCAGAGAAGAAAGGCUCCUGGAGUGGGCGGAAAUUCAGUCUCAGCUGGGUAGACUAGGACGAAAUGGACUUAGGAACAUGAUACUCAACUUUGAUCCGGAUAGCGUUCCUCUAGAAAUGGUUUUACGGAUCAAGGAAAUCCUUAAUUUCUAUAGGCUUGAGGACGUGAGGAUAGCCAGUAACGGGGCGGCUUCUUUCUACAUAUGGGCUAAAAACAUGGUGGACAUGAUAGACCGAAGGCGAGCUCAGUCAAAUGAAAACGAUAACAAAGAACGAGUGAAAUCCGCGGAGAAGCAAGGAUAAUUUGGAUUAUACAUGUAUAGGUGUUGUGGGUGAGAGGAUGCGGCUUGCUGUUCCUACACUUGGAACAUCUUACACAAAGACGGGUACAGAUAGAUAUGUUUUCCUCUGGAUGCAAAUCUGUGAAAGUCAACAGUUUCCUCGAACAGCUCGCAGCUUCGAAGACCUUCCACUAUAGUGACAAUUAUAAAGGGAAUGUUCGAUACGCCUUGUUAUGCAUUCUAACGAUUCGAACGAAAUAUAAUUUUUAUCGAAAAUCUUAUAUGCAUGUAAUACUGUAACUCAGGAAGAUAAUACGACUUAGGUUGCUUCCCAUGAGCUACUCUAAGUCAUGAAGAUAAUAUGACCUAGGUUGCUUUCCCCAGCUGCAGCAUUUAUUGUUGUGGCCUUACGAUAUUGAAAAGAUAUCCUGAUAUGGUACAAGGAUGGCAAACGAUGUCAUUUGGUGAAGGAAUCAGAAACAGCUUCAAAUGGUAAAGGUGUCCGAGAUGAAUGAAGUGGUAUUCGAUGUACAUCGAGAUAUUCAUUCAUUUCCGUUUGUUAGAAGAAGAUCGUCAGCCGAGUUUUAUUUUGUAUAAAACAAGGUUAAAGGUGAAACACAUUGAAAAUUUAAAAGGUCACAACAUAAGUAACUUUGUUCAUCACUUUCCUAUUAUAGUACAUUACGUAUUUGCGAACAGGUUGCAGCUUUUGUCAUUUGUGGUUUCCAGUUUAAAGCCACACAGAUAUGUGAAACAGUACGUGUGUACAAACUAUAUAUACACAUAUAACUUUGGCCGGCUGUGGAAAUUUGAUAUAGCUUGAGAAGGAAACCACUGUGAUAGAAAUGGUGUACCAUUGACACAUAGUGCACCUGGAGUCUCCAAAACCCAUCAUAGAGACAUACACAGGUUAGUAGAAUUUGUGUACCAUUGACACAUAGUGUACCUGGAGUCUGCAAAACCCAUUAUCGAGACAUACACUGGUUAAUAGAACUGUAUCGGGUCUAUACCAUUUACGAUAUGAUUUGUUUUCACGUUACAAUUAUUGAACUGGAGAAUAAUACAAAGUAUCGUUGUAAAGCGUUCAAAGUGUUAGAAAUCUAUAACUUGAUUAGAAUGUCUGUCUCCCUGACGGAAGACGAUUCGAACCAAGCAUAAAACCCCAAAAAGCUUGGCCCUGGAACCAAUUUGUAAUGACACAAAUUCUAUGUGGUAGAGAUGUACGAGGGUAUGUGGUUAUGCUAAUUACGUAUAGGCCUACAUAAGUCAUGUGUCGGCUCAAACCAGGUACAUUGAAGAUCUUGAUCUCAUGUUGCUCGGUUCUCAACAAAAAAACCUUUGCAAUGUGUCUGCAUAUACCUCUAUCCACAGCUUUGGUUCGCUUCUGUUUGCAUCCUCCAGCUUAUAGACCAUCAA
Messenger RNA from Liolophura sinensis, 2339 nucleotides. RefSeq lists its product as uncharacterized. NCBI's taxonomy places the organism in Eukaryota, Metazoa, Mollusca, Polyplacophora, Chitonida, Chitonidae. The transcript has 7 exons. The coding region runs from base 1 to 945 and encodes 314 amino acids. Gene Ontology annotation, biological process: microtubule-based movement. Gene Ontology annotation, cellular component: dynein complex. The record is from RefSeq and is a predicted model, not a curated record. Gene Ontology annotation, molecular function: dynein intermediate chain binding; dynein light intermediate chain binding.